AUGUCUGGUUUAUCUCAGUACACAGAAUUACUGUCGCUGCUCGCGCUCGGUUGCUGCUGCGUCGCAGCAGUCCUAUCAGAGAGCCCCGAAUCGAACGAGCAAGCACUACGGGCCCGUGCAUCGGCGCAGCUCGAACGCCUCGCUCCAUAUCGAAGAACACCCCGCGAACAAUUGCCAACCGAGGAACAGUGGCAAUUACUCGAAAACGCAGCCAGGGAUCCUGGUAUCGAGCAGAUCAGCGAGCAACAAGCGUUCGAGAUCUAUCGAAUCCUCCCGGAGCAUCUGCAGAGAGACGUGGCGAACAAAGUCGGUGGAAAUCGGGCGAUGAUCGAGCUACUCGCGAAUCCGAACUACAUGGCGAUGAUGCAAGACAGGAUAAAGAGAUCGGGAUCGAAACGCGAGGCGUACAAUCAGGACGGUUACGAGUCUCCGCCUGAAGGAUAUCCGCCGGAGGAACCGUACGGUGGAUACGCUCCUGAGCCGUACGGCGAACACUACGGCGGCGGGUAUCCGCAGAAUUCCGGCUCCGAUUCCGGCGGAAUCAUCAAAGGAUCGAGCAGUCUGAUCGGCGGUAUCGCCAAAGGUAUAAUCGGAGGGCUGGUGAGCGCUUCAGGCAGCGCGUCGAAAGGAUCCUCCUCGAUUUCAGCUUCUAGCUCGCAGUCGAGCGCUCAAUCGAGCGCCACUUCUAGCGGCGAACAGAAAAAGCCGGAAUACGGACACGGUUAUUCGUACGGCGAUAAGGCGUUCGACGUAUGGGACUUCAAAAAGGCGAUCAUUAGCACGUUAAUGCAAGCCAUAAAAGCCAUAAGUGGCGGUGUGAUUGCUUUGAAAGGUCAGCUACUGAAGGGAAGCGGUUACCUUGUCUCGACGAAAGGGAAGAUUAUGACGAAGACCGGCGAUGCGAUCACGUCGUUGGGUCGAAAUAUCGCUAAAAGUGCCGCGUAUCCUCAACAUCAUCAUCAACCGCCUCAUUCUGGAUAUUCGUACGAGCAUCCUCCGGAAGGUCACGAAGAAAGUUACGACGGACCGCCGCCCAGUAUCGAAGAAUACGGCGAGCCGAACGAGGAGUAUCAUGGAAGUUCGAAUUACGAGUCACCCUCGGAUGUCGAUGAUCAAGCGGGCCUCCUGAUUGUGAAACCGACGAAACCGGACGAUCACGACCAUCACGCAGUGGACUUGGACGCCGAAAAGCCUCCUCUGACGCAACUGGAACACAAUUACCACGGACCAUCGCCUCAUCUGCCCCACAAAGAAGUGGAGAACACAGUAGUAGCGAACGAAUAUCAGAAUUAUAAUCAAGGUGAUCACGCCAUAGAAUCGAGUCAUCCACCCGAUCGUCCACCGUCCAGCUACGAUGUUCCAGUUCAGCAGUACUCGUUGAACGAUUACAAAGGACACCAGUAUCCAACGUAUCCUCCUCUGGCUUCCGGUUCGCCGUUGAAUCUUCACGCACCGUUCUCCAUUCAACAGAGCGUCGAAUAUCCGCCGUUGCACGUUCAAUACGCCCUUCCAAAUAAGGGAAAUUUCGAUUUGCCACACUCCGACACGUCCAGCAACGAUCUAUCCGUGUAUUCGAGUUUAUCGAUCGGCAUAGAUCCCGAGAUAGAGUCGAUCAAAAUUUCAACGCUGAAACCAGGCGGUGGUAUCGAGACGACAAAGUUGCAACAGCACGCUAAUAUCCAUAAUAACGUGCCUCUGCUUCCGAAUUCGUACGCUUCGCUGCAAGAACCACUGAAGAUACCACUGCUAACUCCAUACAAAAAUUGGCCGAAUCAGGGGCUACUUCAGCCGUUAACUACUUUCGAUAUGCAUGGCUUGUAUCGGAGGAGAAGUAGCGCGCAGAGAAGAAGGUCCAUCAGCCAGGUCGCGCAACGCAUGAGACUGCAUCGAGGGUAG
Habropoda laboriosa is the source of this 1896-nucleotide messenger RNA. RefSeq lists its product as uncharacterized. The record is from RefSeq and is a predicted model, not a curated record. Lineage: Eukaryota; Metazoa; Arthropoda; Insecta; Hymenoptera; Apidae.